AUGAACAAUCCCACCAUGGCAGAACAUCAACAACAGAACAAGUUUUUUCACUUGUCGAGCUUAUGCAUAGAGUACGCAUGGCAUGAGUGGAUCCUGCCACUCUGUUCUCUGAAAGGCACCAUCUUUACCUCUUCAUGGAUUCGAUACCGAGUACGGCCUGCGCCAUCUGGGUGUUCUCUCGCCGUCCAUGUCUCGAGCAACCCGUGUGGCUAG
Plenodomus lingam JN3 is the source of this 213-nucleotide messenger RNA. The record is from RefSeq and is a predicted model, not a curated record. Lineage: Eukaryota; Fungi; Ascomycota; Dothideomycetes; Pleosporales; Leptosphaeriaceae.